Dendrobium catenatum is the source of this 1847-nucleotide messenger RNA. Its product is annotated as protection of telomeres protein 1a. Gene Ontology annotation, biological process: regulation of telomere maintenance via telomerase; telomere capping. The transcript has 10 exons. The coding region runs from base 45 to 1541 and encodes 498 amino acids. NCBI's taxonomy places the organism in Eukaryota, Viridiplantae, Streptophyta, Magnoliopsida, Asparagales, Orchidaceae. Gene Ontology annotation, cellular component: nuclear telomere cap complex; chromosome, telomeric region. The record is from RefSeq and is a predicted model, not a curated record. Gene Ontology annotation, molecular function: G-rich strand telomeric DNA binding; telomerase inhibitor activity.
GUUAAAAAAAAAAAAAAAAAGUUCGAUAGCCGUGCCUUUAGCUAAUGAAAUGGCGGGAACCGCUGGUGCGGGCAUUGGCAGAAGCAGGACAUGAGGAGCAGGGCGCCGUGAUGUCUACCUCCGAGUCUGAGUAUUUCUACCUCACUCUGCGGGAUGCCAAGAAAUCGCUGAACAUGAGGAUAAAUCUCAUGGCGAAGGUGUCCAUGAUCGGCACGGCUCUAAAAUCCAGAGGCUCCGAUUAUGUUCUCGUACUAAGGCUAGUUGACCGAUAUGAAUCUCAUCCUGGCCUGUCUGUGAACCUUUUUGCCGAUAAUCUGGACAAACUACCACAAGUCAGGUCUACUGGAGAUAUAAUCUCCCUUCAUCAUGUAGAGAUGAAAGUUAAUAAUGGAGAGUUUUUUUGCACUUUUAAUGGAAAGUUAUCUUCAUUUGCCUUAUUUAAUGGCGAAGCUGUUAUGGACUUGUCUCCCUACCAAAGGUCAAUUAAUUAUCAAGCUGCAGAUAAUGAUAGAAAGUUUUUAAUGCAAUUGAGGACAACUUCAGAAAAUCUUCAACCAGAACAAGUCUUAGGCGAGCCCAUAGCAACAUUAUUCUGCAAUCUAAAAGUGGAGGAAAAUCUCACUAUUGUGUGCAAGGUCCUUCAUGCAAGUGAAACUUCUGCUGGGGAUCUGGUAUUGUUUGUGUGGGAUGCAACGGAUUCUCCUCUUGUAACUCUGCAGAUAGAUUUAGACAUGGAAGGACAAGGGCAAAAUCUUUUGCAUCCUGAAGUGCCUCUUUUGUCAAGAGAGGCGUAUGCGUUCCCGCCAGUUGGGACAAUCAUCAGACUAACCGUUAGCAAAGACAUCCAAAAUAUAUCGCAUAUAAAAGGCGUUGGUUAUUGGGUUAAGUUGGGAAAUGUUGUUUUUGAGCUGCAAUCAGGCCUAUGGAAAGGUGCUCUUACACCUGACAGCUAUGUUCAAAUUUUGUCCGAUGAAGAUUACGAAGUACAAUGCCAUCAAAGGAUUUUUAUUUAUCGUAAUUCAUCCAAAGUGGAUCGCUUACCUUUAUCAAUCUUUCCAUGGCCAUCCGAUGUAACAGAAACAGAUUUGUCUUAUUCUUCAUAUUUGACUUUGAUGGAAUCUCUUACUUAUCCAGAGGUCUUCACAAGUGCUAAACUUUUAUUUGAUCUUGAAUUUGUUCACCUGAAUUUGCUAAUGAUACAUAAGUUUAGGACUGUUGUUCGAGUGGUUACGUCAUGUCCUUGGCAAGCAAAGGACCUUUGUACUCCAUCAACUGGAAAAUACCGCAUUCGACUAAUGAUUGAAGAUUCUACUGCAAGAAUUCAUGCUUACAUUUUUGGAGAAGACGGGGAGAAAUUUUUUAAUGGUUAUCCACCAAUUGAUGUAUUGACUGAGAAAAUGUACAAACUGCUCGGCAUAAGUGGUAGUCCAGUUCUAAGGAAUCCGCCAUGGGUAUGGUGCUGCCUAAAGUCUUAUUACCUUGAUGAAAAUGAUCCAUGGGGAAGUAGAAGAUACAGAAUUUUUGGAACUAGGCUAAUAUGAUGAACACUUUGUCUGGUAUCAAGCAUCAGUUAUACCAGUCCUCAGGUGAUCAGGAGAGAGAACUUUGAAAGUGUAAUUCAUGUACUAUGACACAUAUUCUUGGAUAUGGAACUUGAUUUAGACUUUGGUCGGGCUACAAGUGAGGUUGACUGGAACAUUCUGUUACCACUUAAAAUGAAUAGUUAUAAAUGCCUUCGUCAUGUAACAUUCAUGAAAUACUUCUGAUAUAACGAUAAGAAAAGUUUUCUGAACUUAAAUCUUGUAACAGAUUUUCUCUAAAAAUAAGACGUUAUGAAGUCUUCCAUA